GACUUUCACAACGUGUUUCCAGUCGAACUCUACUCAUGUUUAGAAUGUAUGAUACCAGUCUGUCUACAAUUUCAUUGUACACGUUCUCCCAAACAAUAACUUGAUGUCACAAGACGUAAGAAAAAGUAUUUUGCAAGAUAUCGGAAAUACCUCUGUACCUGGAAACGAGUGGAUGUUCUUCGUAGCCUAACGAGUGGGAUUUCCAAUAUGCGCAGACAACAAUUUAAAUGAAUGCUCAGAUGUUGGAUGGCACUGGUCAGCUCUCGCUCUACUUACACUGGUACUGUUUCUAUGGUGAGACCAGUUGUUAGUCUAACCUCACCUCUGAUAUAGUGAGAAGUAUCUCCGUUGCUAGCCAUGCUUGCUGGAGUGAUCCAGAACUAUACCAGACUCGUCCGAAAAAUAUGAACAAGGACUGCAAAUUCGAGAGGCCUCCCGGUCGAGAAGCAAACACGAAUCUUGAUUUGGACUUUGGUAACCUCAGUCUGAAUGACACGUGUGAAUCUGGGGUAGAGGUGGGGGUUAGCACAUGUGUCCGACCUGACAGUGUCACUACAAUCACCUGCCCCGGGUAUGUUUCUACAGACGAAGGAUAUGCAAGCAAGUCAAUAUCUUUCACAGACAGAAUGCCCGUUCAGGAGACCGACAACAACACACUUGUGACAUCCAUGAGAUCAGUUGAUAUCUUUCAGGUGUAUCAUCAAGAUAAAGAUGGCGACACGGAUCUUCAUACUGGAAUCAUUCAAGGACAUUCAUCUCUGGUGUUGUUAUUUAUAUCGGCGGCGCCCAACAGUGAGUGGUUGAACAUUACAAACAUGCUUCAACAGACGCCCCUUCACUUGGCUGUUAUUACUUGUCAGGUGAAUAUCGUCCGGCGACUAAUGACGGCCGGAGCAAGAGUUGAUGUUACCGAUAUCCAUGGCAACACACCACUUCACAUUGCAUGUCGCGAGGGCUACCAGGAGAUCGUGGAGUGUCUUCUUCGACCUGUGUAUUAUGAGGAGACACUUCUGAACCAGCAUGAAAUUCCGUACCAAAGGAUACCCCAGGACUUGGAGAAAAGGAACUUUGAUGGACAUACAUGUCUUCACCUGGCCGCCAUGUCGACACAUCUCAAAGUUCUUGAGCUUCUCCUGUCAAAGAAAGCUAACAUCAAUGUCCGUGACGCCACCAGCGGCAGGACAGUUCUCCAUUACGCUUCUGAAACGGGAAACAGAAUUCUUCUUCACUUCCUGUUGUCACAGCGUCAUCUUGACAUUUGUUGCCGAACAUACGGGGGUCAGACUCCUCUCCGUCUCGCAGCAGGGAGGGGUUAUGGGGAUGUCGUUUCCAUCCUCCUCGCCAACGGUGCAGACGUCACAGACAUAGACGGUUCCAAUCAGUCGGACGAUGAAAUGUUUGAUGAUUUUUGUAUUAAUGGACACAUAGUCGCUGUGUAACAACCGUGAAGACGGAAUGUACUGUCAGAUAGAUAUUGUGUAUAUCUACCUCAACUUACUGUGACUCAGACCAAGCUACACACUGUGGUUCUUUUGUUUUCUUGUUGGAAGCGAGAUGAUUCUCCCGUGCGCUUGCGUCCAUGGGUUAGUGUCCCGUUUAACAAUCCCGUUUCAACAAUCACGCAAACUAUAUAACUGGUCCAUUUAUAUCACGGAAUUCCUCGUCUCAGAAGGCAACGUGCAAGAACAACGUCUAAUGGUGGCUGGUAUGAACAUCAGUUGUAUGAUAUUGCUAGCGUUAUAGUUUUGAGUGAUCUGUUAUGUUAUUGUAAUGACUAUGGUAUUUGUUGUUGUCCAAACAAGAUUUACUUUUGCUUUUAAUGAUCUCAUACAUUCGUAGAUUUAGUAGGUGAGGCCAUCACGAAGGUUGUAGAGCUAUUAACGCACUCUAAAUGUUAAAGGAUAUGCAUGCCUGUAUAUAAUCGGUGAGCAAGGCAUAUUUCCCAUUUGUACUUUUAUGGUUAUAUGGCUAAUCACGAAUUUUGUCAAACUCAGCCUGUUUUCCAGAUAUAUAGGUGACUGAAUUUUCA
Molecule: messenger RNA, 2029 nt
Organism: Haliotis rubra (blacklip abalone)
Lineage: Eukaryota; Metazoa; Mollusca; Gastropoda; Lepetellida; Haliotidae
Product: NF-kappa-B inhibitor alpha-like
Exons: 4
Coding region: 405-1439 (344 amino acids)
Molecular function (GO): protein binding
Source: RefSeq, a predicted model, not a curated record